Messenger RNA from Ornithodoros turicata, 921 nucleotides. Its product is annotated as centrosomal protein of 63 kDa-like. The transcript has a single exon. NCBI's taxonomy places the organism in Eukaryota, Metazoa, Arthropoda, Arachnida, Ixodida, Argasidae. The record is from RefSeq and is a predicted model, not a curated record. The coding region runs from base 99 to 869 and encodes 256 amino acids.
UUUUUUCUCUCUCUCGUUGUGUUGUUCAAAAGCGCGCGUGUUGUCUGUAUUCCGUUUCCUGCGAAUUAGUUACCACUACAGUGACUGUAGCUAUCAGCAUGGAACGUGAAGUGCUAUUCGGAAAUUCUGUGCGCCUCCCAACUGCUGACAUUCCUUCAUCGUGCGAACUUGAACUGCUGAAACUGUUGCGUGAAGUGGACAUGGCCUUCCUGGAAAAGCACCGGAUGUGGCGUUCGAAACACGAAAAAGCUGAAGCCCUGCUACGGCAAAAAGAUACGGAACUACAACAAGCACGCGAAGAGAUAUCUCAGCUUACGAAUCAAAUCCAAUGUUUAGAAACAUUUCAAGGCGAUAUGGUCAACAAAUACGACAAACGCAUCGCUGAUCUCAAGAACGAUGUCGCCAAAAUAAAGAAGCGGUACCAGUCCCUGAGGAGUGCCGCCGACAACAGGUGUACCUCCGAGGAAGAGGUACACGACGCGGAGUUACUGGAAAGGGAAGCCCAACUUUGGAGGUCUCGAGCCGUUGAGUUGGAGAAACAGUUGAGACAAGUUGAAGAUGAUGUGGAAGCGCGGCUGAGAGAGCUGUACGAAGAGAAGAUACGGUCUGCGGUUGCUGAUAAAGAAGGUGUUAUCGACAGGUUGAGCGAAAAGGUGUUGGAGUUGACGAAGACCGUGAGGGAACUCGAAAUCAGUCGGACAGGUUUUCAGUUCUUGGAAGAUGGGGAAGGGUUGGUAGAAGAAGCAUUGAGGACGUUUGAGAAAAGGCGUUCUCACAUAGAGAGUGAGGAAUUGGACAGCAGGAUCCGCGGUCACAUGCAAGAACUCAUGAGCAAGUUGAACAGCGAUCGAGAAGCAUUGAAAGCAUGAUUUGUGGUAUGACAACGUAAGAUGGUUCAAUAAAGGCUGUCUCAAGGCACGA